Ictalurus punctatus (channel catfish) is the source of this 2410-nucleotide messenger RNA. RefSeq names its product odd-skipped related transcription factor 1 (gene osr1). The record is from RefSeq and is a predicted model, not a curated record. Gene Ontology annotation, cellular component: nucleus. Gene Ontology annotation, biological process: embryo development; urogenital system development; regulation of transcription by RNA polymerase II. The transcript is spliced from 3 exons. Gene Ontology annotation, molecular function: RNA polymerase II transcription regulatory region sequence-specific DNA binding; DNA-binding transcription factor activity, RNA polymerase II-specific. Lineage: Eukaryota; Metazoa; Chordata; Actinopteri; Siluriformes; Ictaluridae. Bases 320 to 1069 code for a protein of 249 amino acids.
UUUUUGGGACCGCAGUACAGAGAGAGAAAGAGAAGGAAAGACACACGCACGCGGGGAGAGAAAGUUUAAUCCUGCACUAACAGCUGUGUGGAGCUGCUGCGGUGUGUGUGUGUGUGUGUGUGUGUGUGUGUGUGUAUGUGUGUGUGUAUGUGUGUGUGUGUGGGUGGGUUGUGUGUGUGAGAACUGGCUGAAGACUGCAUGCAACUUUCUUUGCGUGGGAAGAAUUAAAACUUUUUACCCCCGAGUCCCGCCGGAUCGUCCUGCGCGCCGCGAGCUGGCCACAGCCACUGCUGAUUGACCUAGAAUCCACAUAGGAAUCAUGGGUAGUAAAACACUUCCUGCUCCUGUACCUCUUCAUCCAUCCCUCCAACUGGCCAAUUACUCCCUCCUCCAAACGUCCAACGGCUUCCAUCUUCCUGCCGAUCAAAUGCCGGGAAUCUACAGCUUCAGCGCGCUUCACGCCGUCCACUUGCACCACUGGACGCUGGGAUAUCCUCCAUUUUUGCCCCGCUGCACCUUCUCUCGUUUCCCUCUUCCCUCCAUCCCGCUCCUCCCUCAGCUGGUGCAUCCAGCCAAACAGGAAGCGAAGAGCAAGCCGCGCUUUGACUUCGCCAACUUGGCCGCCGCCGCCACUCAGGAAGAGCCGCUGAAGGCCGAGGACCUGAGCGUGUCCGUUGGAGGAGGAGGGCACACGAACGCGCCCUCCCUAGGCUGCCUACUCGACGUGGCCAAGCUGGCUUCACCCGAGAGGAAGCCGAGCCGAGGGCGGCUGCCUUCCAAAACCAAGAAGGAGUUUGUGUGCAAGUUCUGCGGCCGCCAUUUUACCAAGUCGUACAAUUUGCUGAUCCACGAGCGCACGCACACAGACGAGAGGCCGUACACGUGCGACAUCUGCCACAAGGCCUUCAGGAGGCAAGAUCAUCUCCGAGACCACCGGUAUAUCCACUCCAAAGAGAAGCCGUUCAAAUGCCAGGAGUGUGGAAAAGGUUUCUGUCAGUCCAGGACUCUCGCCGUCCACAAAACAUUACACAUGCAAGUCAAAGAGCUCAAACCCGCCAAGAUAAAGUGAGGUCACGCUGCAUUAGCCAAUGGGGACACUGGAAAGCCAAAGACCCGAGGACAGCAGCCAAUAGCAAUAGCAACAUGACCAAAGAGUGAAAGGUGCAAGACUCAAACUAAUAUGAUAUCAAAAUAUGGACUCAUGGAGCCAAGAGCUCUCGCUGAAUCUGCAAGCACACGGUGGUUCUGAAUAAAAAUGGGUUUUCAAAAAGUGAGGUCAAGCUGAAACAGCCUGUGGGAUCGCAGGAAAUCCAGAACCACGAGGACUUCAGCCAAUAGCGAGAGCCAAAACCAAAAAAUGACCAAAGAGUGAAAGGUGCAAGACUCGAAUGGAUACCAAAAUAUAUAUAUAUAUAUAUAUAUAUAUAUAUAUAUAUAUAUAUAUAUAUAUAUGUAUAUGUAUAUGUAUGUAUAUGUAUGUAUUUGUGGAUCGCUGUGGAUUUAAAGUGAGAUCCAAACACCUCAAAGACAUCAACUGAUAAGGAGGUGGCUAGAAAUCCAAAGACCUACAGGACAUCAGCCAAAAGUGAAGGCCAAGUGCAAAAAAACAACAACAAAAAAAACUUCUUCAACAUAACCAAAGAAGCAAAAGGUGCAAAACUCAGCUAACACGAUACCAAAUGAUGGAUUUAUGAAUCUGAGAACUUGAUGAAUCUGCAAACACACAGCAAUGCUGGAUGAAAACGGAACGGUCAGGAAGAAUCAGCCAGGGGGGACGUGGGACAUCCGAGCAGUGCAAACCAAAGAGACUUGUGUAAGAAGACCAAAGAGUGAAAGGUUCCAGAGCAAGAGUUAAAUCGAUAUUAUACCCAAAUAUGGAUUAAUGGAUUGCUGAACUUACGAAACAACGCGGAAUCGGACACAUUUGGAUCUAAGUAGCGUCGGACUCGGACUUUUAGAAGUAUAAUCAUCUUGGAUUUACGGAUUUGGAGGACUUUGGAAUUUUGGUAGCGCCGGGAAUGGAUCAAAUCCAGAGGCCAGACUCGAGUGUGCAAAAAUGUGAUCUCAGACUCUUUAUUUUUUUCUGUCUACGCCGACAGAUCCAUCAGUUUAUUGUUUAUCGAUCGAGUUUGGUUGAUGAAGACCAAUUUCCAGAAGCCCAUCGAGGCUCUGUGGCGUACAAGACAAUCAUAAACACUAAAAAUAUAUAAUAAUUAAAAAAUCAUAAAAACCAAAGCCAUUAACUCGACUAGCCAAAGCCACAUUCCAAUUUUCUAAAAUUUUUUUGUACAGAUUUACUUUUUGUAUAACUGUAAGUUGGCACUUUAAUCGGUUUAUGGAUUAUUUACAUAUAUCACUGGAUUCUUUAAACUUAUUUUAAAUAAAUAAAUAGCCAUUUUCUUAACAAAAA